UCACAAUAUUUUAGUCAAUAAGGAGUACGCAUCUAUUCAUUGUUUCAUAAGAAUAUUUAGUCACUAAUUAACGUCAUAAAUAAAAAUCACUGACAAACGGUUAUGACAUCAGAUAAAACUUUCGCCAAUUCUACUGUUUAAAUUUUUUCAUUUCGUUAGUGGUGCCACUUGUCAACAAAUAUUUAAUAGAUGCUUGAGUAAUUAGAAUUAACAGGUAGACCAAAAAUGGUGCUGAAACAUAUUAGUUCAAAGGAUUAUUCAAAGUCUCUCAAAGUAAAUAAAUAAUUUUCAAAAACCCCUUGUGCAUACCACAAGCAUCUUGCUUAUAAUUUAAGGAAAAAAAGGAUUUACAUAUCGAUUAAUUUACGUUUAAUCGAAAAUCGUGAAAACUUCGUACAUCUUCGGCGCGAUUUAUUGCCAAAAUUGAGCAUCUCUAAUAAGCUGCCUGAAAUAAAUAGUUUGCUUUGGAGUUCGUUUAAAAAUAUUACCGAGUUUAUUGUUUCUUAUUUGCGUAAAUAAUAAUAACAUUACAAGUUUUUAUAAUGCGGUGUGAGCUUUGCGGUUCUAAUCAACGAGAUGUAAUACAAUAUGGUCACUUUAUCGGCAAGCAAAACAUAAUGGUGCAUACAAAUUGCUUGUUCUUUUCUUCUGGACUACAAGGGCUUCGUGAUGAGUAUGGGGUUUACAGCUUCUUACUAAAUGAAAUUUCAAAUCAACGCAGACUUUUCAAUGGAAGGAAUUGCUGCUAUUGUAAAAAGAACCUUGCAAAUAUAAGUUGCAGUCAUAGUGGUUGUCAACGUACUUUUCACUUCAUUUGCGGCCUACAAAAUGGGACCAGAAAUCAAUUUGUGCCACCCUAUCGUUCGUAUUGUCAUCGGCAUGUUAGGGUGCCCAAGUAUCGUCCAAAAGCGAAUGAACUUUGCUGUAUUUGCUAUGAAAACAUUUUUGCGAAAACUACUAAAUUUAAUCCAGCGACAAUGCUGCGCUCGCCCUGUUGUCGCAAAUAUUGGUUUCACAAAUUGUGUUUGCAAACGUAUGCACACUCAGCUGGCGAUUUGUUUAGAUGUCCACUAUGUAAUAAUAAUGAUAACUUUCUAACUACUAUGCGCUAUUGGGGUGUGUUUGUUCCGGAAGCUAUUGGGCAUGUUGAAUUACUACAAAAUGUAUAUGCAAUCGUAGAAGAAGAAUUACCGAGAUGUUUAUUUGAAGAUGGGUAUAUAAAUUCAUACCAUGGUAUAAGGUACGAUGAUUUAUACCUUCCUAAAUCUGAAAGCAAAGGCUUGAUGUGGUUCAGCUGGUUCAUCGAGAAUGUGAUCUCUCAUCCUUUUAUUGUAUUGCGGCAACAAUGUCAAGUUAACAUCGUAGCCCUAAGGUUUCAUUUACUGCCUUUUUCAUUGGUGCCAAUCAUAAUACAACUGUAUUCUCGUCAAGGUGCUGCAACAUUUUGGAAAGGUCUUGGUUGUAGCCUUAUUUUAAAAGGCAUUUCAUGGCUGGUAGGAAAGUACACUUUCACAGGCGAAACGUCGUUAAUUGCUUGUGUAAUACGCCAAUGUAUCGAAGCUGCUACACUUGUACUAAAAAGAAGUUGUUUAAUGAGCACUGUAGGAAGUAUACUGGUACCCCAUCUCAGUUCGAAUAGCUGCAAACAACAGAUAUCGUUAAAAUCACUAUUUUUUCCUUACAUGUGUAUGGAAAUUGCUAAAUAUGAAUUUAGAGCGCUUGUAAAAGUCUCUACUUUAGCUAUUUUGCGUAAGAACAGAUUGUGUGCAACAUGGGAGUUGGAGAACCAAAAAAUGGAAAUUAAAUCUGAUCUGAUUGCACGCAUUAUUACCGAGGUUGCAUUUUAUCCGUUGGAAACCAUUCUGCACCGCCUUCUACUACAGGGUACGGACACUAUUAUUGAUAAUCUCGAUAAUGGUAAGAGUAUGCAAAAGCAAUUAACGUAUUAUCAAGGGAUCGGAGAUUGUUAUAAUACCAUUGUAAGUAUGGAAGGUUACACAGGGCUUUACAAAGGUUUUGGUGCCUUAUUUAUGCAAUUUUCUAUGCAUACUGUAAUUUUGAAUGUUGGAAUGUGGAUAUUUUCUUAAAUAAAAUAUCUAGCGAUAAGCAUGUAUAUGAACAAUUCUAACUAGUUAAAACGUUCUUAUAUAAAAAACAUGUACAACAAAACAUAUUUCAAUUUCUAAAGUUAAAAGUUUACUUUCAUUUUUCUAUUGUAGUGCGUUCAAAGUGUUUUGUUUAUAUAUUUAAGUUAGUUAUGUGUGUAGAAAAGCUUUACUUUUCUAUUGUAAACAAGAGUACUGAAUAAAUACGAUUAUUGUUUUUGAA
Molecule: messenger RNA, 2328 nt
Organism: Bactrocera oleae (olive fruit fly)
Lineage: Eukaryota; Metazoa; Arthropoda; Insecta; Diptera; Tephritidae
Product: mitochondrial outer membrane protein SLC25A46
Biological process (GO): mitochondrial fission; mitochondrial membrane fission
Cellular component (GO): mitochondrial outer membrane
Source: RefSeq, a predicted model, not a curated record